Orbicella faveolata is the source of this 1821-nucleotide messenger RNA. RefSeq names its product short-chain specific acyl-CoA dehydrogenase, mitochondrial-like. Gene Ontology annotation, biological process: fatty acid beta-oxidation using acyl-CoA dehydrogenase; butyrate catabolic process. NCBI's taxonomy places the organism in Eukaryota, Metazoa, Cnidaria, Anthozoa, Scleractinia, Merulinidae. Gene Ontology annotation, molecular function: short-chain fatty acyl-CoA dehydrogenase activity; flavin adenine dinucleotide binding. The record is from RefSeq and is a predicted model, not a curated record. Gene Ontology annotation, cellular component: mitochondrion.
AAUGAAUCCAGUCUGGCCUGGCUCCAAAGGUCAACAAAGAUGGCGACAACGAUGUCACGAAAAAUAAUAUCUUCUUUUACUUCUCCAAAAAGUUACAUUUUCUGUGUUUUGCCUCGACUAACAAGUGAAAGGAUCAUAAGACCACGAAGGCAUGUAUCAAAUCUCGCUAAACUUCCUGAAACGCACGAAAUGCUUAGGAAAACAUGUCGGGAUUUCGCAGAUAAUGAACUCGUCCCUAUUGCCGCGAGUCUGGAUAAAGAGCACAAAUACCCAGGGGAGCAGGUCAAACAAAUUGGACAACUGGGCCUGUUGUCAAUGGAAGUUCCAGAAUCAUUAGGAGGUUCAGGAUUGGAUUAUCUGGCAUAUGCCAUAGCAAUGGAAGAAAUCAGCCGGGGCUGUGCGUCAACAGGAGUCAUAAUGAGUGUAAAUAAUUCUCUUUACCUUGGUCCUAUACUAAAGUAUGGAACAGAUGAGCAGAAGAGAAAGUGGGUGACACCUUUUUGCUCUGGUGAAAGAAUUGGCUGCUUUGCUCUCAGUGAACCAGACAAUGGUAGUGAUGCUGGUGCUGCUAAGACCACUGCUAAGUUAGAAGGAGAUCACUGGGUUUUAAAUGGAACAAAAUCUUGGAUCACUAAUGGCUAUGAAGCUGAUGCAUCAGUAGUGUUUGCAACAACUGACAGGUCAAAGAAACACAAGGGAAUUAGUGCAUUUAUUGUACCAAAACCCACUGAAGGGCUGACACUGGGAAAGAAAGAAGAUAAGCUGGGAAUAAGAGCUUCUUCUACAUGCUCUCUUAUUUUUGAAAACUGUUGCAUUCCAAAAGAAAAUCUUCUAGGAGAGCCAGGUUUUGGUUUCAAGAUAGCAAUGGGCACACUUGAUGGAGGACGUAUUGGUAUAGCAGGUCAAGCAUUAGGCAUAGCUCAGGCUGCCUUGGAUUGUGCCAUUGACUAUGCACAAAAUAGAUCUGCCUUUGGUCAGCCAAUUGCUAGCCUUCAAACAAUUCAGAUGAAGCUGGCAGAUAUGGAAGUUAAGUUACAAAGUGCAAGGCUACUGACUUGGAAAGCCGCAAUGCUGAAAGAUGCAGGGGAGAACUUCAUUAAGGUACUAUGCAUGAGUAAAGUUGAUUUGAGUCAUCAGUGCAUCCAAAUCCUUGGUGGUAUGGGAUAUGUCACUGACAUGCCAGCUGAGAGGUACUACAGGGAUGCCAGAAUCACCGAGAUUUAUGAAGGAACAAGUGAAAUUCAAAGACUUGUAGUUGCUGGAAGACUUUUAAAAGAAUAUAGCCAGUGAUAAUUUUAAUCUUGAAAUCCUUGCUAGACUUGGUGUCGCAUUUUAUUUAUGCAUGCCUCAAACCUAAAUUGUACAUGAAGUUUCUCAAACUUGACGACAGUGUUAUUGACAAACCAGCUAAGUGGGAUUUUCAUUUUGAGGUGCCAAAAUUUCACUCUCGACUUACAACUUUAUAAAUCAAUGAAGAUGUUUGACCACAACAGACAUAGUUUUCAGAAACAGUUUUGGAUAUCUUCUUUUAAAGAAUGCGGUAUAAUGUAUUGUAGUUUACAGAUUAAUGAUUGAGCAAAGAACUUCGAAUGUACGGCAAUUUAGUUGUCACUAAUAGAACUGUCACUGACAGAUCAGAGGAUGGCAACUGUAUUGCAGACAAUUAGGAUGGUGCCAUAGUAUAAUAUUUCGAAAGCAAACACCAGUUGAGAUACAUGUAUUUUAUGUAAAAAAUAUUUGGUUCAAUGAUGUACAUAUACAGUUCCAUCCUAAUGUAAUUGUUUAUGUACACUUCACAAAUAAAACACAUGUAAAUAACUA